GUGUCGGUAACGUCAGGGUGGCGGUGAGGGGGCCUACAAACACCCCAGCCGUGAAGACGGAGGUGAAAAAUAAUCGAGAAAAGUAAGAAAAUUGAACAAGCUAUGGAGGCGGCGGCGAGCACACCUGUAGGGAGGGACACGGGGGCACUCGGCAGGGGGCGAGCGGGCAGGCUGGCGGUGCUGACGCGGUGUUAUUGUUUGCUUAGGAAGGCGUCGCGGUGUUUGUCAUGAGACGUGUGUGUGUGUGUGUGUGUGUGUGUGUGUGUGUGUCAUGCCUACUCAGCGCUUAACUGCUGUUUGCCGCAGCGUCCUGGGGCGCCAGCGCAUCGUUUCGUUCUUAUCGUUAAUGACAGCCCUGGUGCCCUUGGCCCUGCCCUGUGGCGAUGUUUACAGCCUCGGGUCCGGGGUGCAGGCGCGGGUGCAGCCUGGUGGCAGGGUUUCUCUUAAUCCUGCUGGUGGUGGUGUGCUCGGUGCGCCGCGAAGGUGUUGACAAUCACGCGAGCUGUCACGUGAGAGCACGCGAUACAGGCUCAACAGGCACACGAGUUUGGGCCAGGUGAAUGCGUAACACACAUACAUACAUACUCUCUCUCUCUCUCUCUCUCUCUACCCCCCCUGGUCUCGUGGCCUGCGUGGAGGGCCUGGCGGCGUGUGGCAGUCGCCGCCGCCUGGCCGAGUUUAGUGUGUGGUGAAAGAGGAAGUGCGGGGCUGCGGGCUGGGCCGGGGCUGGGCUGGCUGCGUCACGGCCCCACUGCCAGGCAGCGCCACACCACGCGCUCGCUGCCGCGCCGCGCGGUAGUCAGUCAGUGUGCCUUGUGCUGCCGGGAGGAUGACGUCGCCCGUUCCGUCCACUCGUUGAGUUCUCACGUGACUCCCUCCAGCGGCGUGUGUUUGUGUGUGUGUGUGAGUAAUGCCGAGAGCCCCCGCGGCGGUGUCAGCGGCAGCGGCUCGGGGCUGCGGGUGGCACAGUGCUGGCCCCCGCGUGUGGUGGUGAGGGCCGCGACGCGGGUUAACCAUUGUGAUAUUGAAGGAUCUCAAGACAGCGGCGGCGCCAUGCACGACGUGGACAGGUACCGCGGCUCGUGCCUCAUCGUCUCCAAGCCCCGGGGCGGCCGCAGCCACCCCCGGGGACGCCUACCGACUCAGGACCCAGGCCAGCAGUCCCCCCUGGAGCCCCCCACCGGCUAUCUGCUGGAGGGCGGCUCGGCCCUGGCGGGGAUGCCACUCUUUUCGUUCUUGCCACAGCGGCGGGGCUCUGGGCGCUCCCACCAGGGGCGGCCCCAGCACCACCUGCACCACCCCAGCCCCCACCACUACCACCGCUACCCCCACCCCCACCAGCAACAUCAUCAUCAUCAACAACAACAACAACAACAACAACAACAACAGCAGCAACGUCGAGUGCAGCGACAGCAACAGACUGCCAAGCCCGGCGAGUUUCCUCUCGCCGCCGAGACGAGCAGCAGCAGCAGCAGCAGUAGCAGCAGCAGCUUGGAAGCCGGCGAUGAGCUGGAUCGGCUGCCGCUGGCGCGCCUGGCACUGCACACGCAGGGCGCGCCGCUCAUCCUCAGCAGCCGGGGUCCGCCGCGGCCCACACGGGGCCCGGAGGCCGAGGCCUCGCCGCCCGCCGCCAGCGACGCCGUGUCGGUCACGUCGGACGAGGGCAGCACCGGCCACGCCGAAAACUGUCUGCCGCGCAUCAUCAAGCCUCGCAAACGUCGCAAGAAGGACCGCAAGCCGACCGCGGGGUCGCCGCCGCCGCCGGCGUCUGAGGGUGACACGAGCGGCUCCAUCGUGACGCUGAAGCCGUACCUGCCCAUGUGCUACUCCUACCACGCCAAGGGCUGCGAGGGGUCCCGCGCCUGCGGCUGCGGCGCCUGCGUCACGUCCCACGUGUUCCCCACGCCGCCGCCCUCCCCCGCCUCCUCCUCCUCCUCCGUGCCCUGCAGCCUGUCCUCGGCGUCGUCCUCGUGCUCGUCGUCCGAGGACGAACCCAUUCUGGGCUGGACGGGGGGCCCCGGGCCUGGACCAGGGCCGGGGCCGGGGCCACGAGGGGCCAGCAGCGAGGGCCGCAGCCAGCUGGUCCGCUCCCUCAGCGAGCCGCAGGCGGCCUCCACGCUGCACAUCUCGUCCAGCGUCACCCAGUCCUUCGCGGGGCAUCGUGACCUGGAUAUUCGCAUUGUGAGCGGCGCGCAGCGGCAGGCGGCGGCGGCUGCGGCCCGCACGCGCCACUGGUCAGUGUCCGGCCCCGCCGUGGUGCCCCGCCCCACCUUCCAGGACGACCGACUCACCUACUGCCGCAACGCAGGUGAGGCCGACCGUUCACCCGCCGUGCCCGGGCCGCGGGGCGCGCCAGGCCCGUCUUGGCCGUGUUUGCGUUAGUACGAACCCUGGUACGAACGUGGCCAUGACGCAUCCCUCCCCCUUCUGUCUUGCUGGGUGUGACGCGCCGCGGGGGUGUUUGUAGGCCCCCUCGCCGCCACCCUGACGUUACCGACACGCACCACCACCACCGUCAUCAUACACCACACAGACCACCACCACCACACACACUACCGUUACCACACAAACCACCAGCACCACACACCACCACCACACAGACCACUAGCACCACACACCACCACCACACAGACCACCACCACCACACACCACCGUCACCAUACACCACACAAACCACCACCACCACACACUAGCACCACACAGACCACCACCACCACACACCACCGUCACCAUACACCACACAAACCACCACCACCACACACCACCACCACACAGACCACCACCACCACACACCACCACCACACAGACCACCACCACCACACACCACACAGACCACCACCGCAACCCCAGCACCACACACCACCGUCACCACACACCACACAGACCACCACCACCACACACUAGCACCACACAGACCACCACCACCACCACACACUAGCACCACACACACAGACCACCACCACCACACACCACACAG
This is a messenger RNA of Eriocheir sinensis (Chinese mitten crab), 2977 nucleotides long. RefSeq names its product atrophin-1-like. The transcript has a single exon. The record is from RefSeq and is a predicted model, not a curated record. NCBI's taxonomy places the organism in Eukaryota, Metazoa, Arthropoda, Malacostraca, Decapoda, Varunidae. The coding region runs from base 1054 to 2382 and encodes 442 amino acids.